Molecule: messenger RNA, 606 nt
Organism: Auanema sp. JU1783
Lineage: Eukaryota; Metazoa; Nematoda; Chromadorea; Rhabditida; Rhabditidae
Source: the annotation of a GenBank genome assembly
AUGGGAAAAGCUCAUAGUAAAGACGUGGACCCCAAGAAAAAGAGAGCAAAUAAGAAGUUGUUGCCAGAAGAAAUCAAGGAAUUAGAGGAUAAAACAUAUUUUUCUCGUAAAGAAUUAAAAAAGUGGUACAAAGACUUUGUACGCGACUGUCCUACCGGUGAGCUGAAGAUGGAAGAGUUUCAGAAUAUAUACAAACAAUUCUUUCCAAAUGGAGAUCCGUCAAAGUUUGCUGCAUUUGUUUUCAACGUUUUCGAUGACAAUCAGGAUGGUCAUAUAUCCUUCAAAGAAUUCAUAGCAGCUUUAUCUAUCACUUCUCGUGGAACACUAGAUGAAAAGCUUGAUUGGGCGUUCUCCUUAUAUGAUGUGGAUAAAGACGGUUAUAUAACUAAAAAUGAAAUGGCAGACAUAGUGGAUGCUAUUUACAGUAUGAUAGGCAAUAUGUUGGAGUUGCCCAAAGAUGAGGAUACGCCUCAGAAGAGAGUGGAAAAAAUAUUUUCAAAUAUGGAUAAGAAUUACGAUGGACGCUUGACCAGAGAGGAGUUUAAGGAAGGCUCUAAGGCUGAUCCAUGGAUUGUUCAAGCUUUAACUAUGGAUAUGGCUUCGUAG